Messenger RNA from Paraglomus occultum, 1776 nucleotides. Lineage: Eukaryota; Fungi; Glomeromycota; Glomeromycetes; Paraglomerales; Paraglomeraceae. The record is from the annotation of a GenBank genome assembly.
AUGUCGUAUACAAGAAAAAAUAUUUUGGCUUUUACUCCAGCUACUACUCGUGGCCAGCCAGUUCAACUGGGAACAGACUCUAAGGGAGAAAACCUCCUCUAUACAAAUGGAAAGACUGUAAUUAUUAGAAGCUUGGCGCAUCCUGAAAAUUCAAAAGAAUAUACGCAACACUCGGCUAAUGCGACCGUUGCGAAAUAUGCCCCUAGCGGAUACUACAUUGCCUCUGGCGAUGUUAAUGGAACGGUUAGAAUUUGGGAUACAGUUGGAGAAGAACAGAUUCUCAAAACUGAAGUGAAAGUUAUUUCUGGAAAGAUUACUGACAUUGCCUGGGAUUCGGAAAGUAAGCGAAUCAUUGCUGUCGGAGAUGGAAGAGAAAAAUAUGGCCAUGCCUUUCUCUUUGACUCUGGAUCGUCUGUUGGAGAGAUUGCUGGUCAUCAUAAGGUUAUAAACAGCGUUAGUAUUCGUCAGCAACGUCCGUUUCGUGCGGCCACGGCUUCGGAUGAUUUUAGCGUAGUAUUUUAUCACGGAGUUCCGUACAAGUACAACAAAGCGAUAAAAGAUCAUACCGGAUUUGUUCAAGGCGUGAGUUUCUCUCCUGAUGGAGAGAAGUUUGUCAGCGUCGGUUCUGACAAAAAGGUUUUCCUCUAUGAUGGAAAGACAGGUGAUAAGCUAUCGGAACUGUCAGCUGCCGCAGGCAGCGAUACUCACACCGGUAGUGUCUAUGCAGUUUCUUGGUCUCCAGACAGCAAAAAGAUUCUAACAUCUUCUGGAGAUAAAACUGCAAAAAUUUGGGACGUGGAAGCUCAAAAAAUUGUGCGCACGUUUGAAUUUUCCAAUAAUGUUGAUGACCAGCAAGUUGGAAAUGUUUGGCGAGGCAGUUAUCUCAUCAGUCUUUCGUUAUCCGGAAAUAUCAAUUACCUGGACGAGGCUUCGCCAAAGCCAGUGAGAAUAGUCAAGGGUCACCAAAAAGCCAUCACGGCGCUUACAAAAACCGACGAAAAGACAUUGUUUACCGGAAAUGAAGGUCAUGCAACAGAAUUAGACGGGCAAGGCCAUUCCAAUCAAGUAACUCAGCUCGUUAAUCAUAAAAACGCAAUCUAUUCCGUUGGUAUGGAUGACAGUUUAAGGGAAAUUGACCCUGACAACAAAUCAUUUAGCGCGUUAGUUCUUCCAACGAAACACAUGCCAAAGGGAUUAGGCGUUGGCAGCAGUGGCGUGAGCGUAAUUGGUACUGUAGAGAGUUUACUUCUUAUAAAGGAUAAGAAAGAAGUUUUUAACACAUCUGUUCAGUCUCCACCGGGUGCUGUUGCGAUCAAAGCCGACGAAACUGAAGUCGCUGUUGGGGGCGAGGAUAGUAAAAUUCGCUUGUAUAGUCUCAAGGAUGACCGUCUCACCGAAACAAAGCAACUCGAUGCAAAUCGUGGAGCUAUUACGGCAUUGUCAUAUUCUCCAGAUGGCUCUCUAUUGGCUGCUGGCGACGCUCAAGGCAAGAUAAUGGUAUAUGAUACGGUAACAGGCUCUGUAAAACUCUCCCAAUGGGUCUUCCACACGGCGCGUAUCAAUUCCAUUGCAUGGAGCUCUGAUGGUAAACAUGCUGUCAGUGGGUCUUUGGAUACUAACAUUUACAUAUGGUCUACAGAAAAACCUAUGAAAAAGAUACAAAUAAAAGGCGCUCAUCAAGUUGGGGUGACUGGAGUCAUAUUUAUGAAUGACAAUACCGUCGCGUCUGUUGGACAGGAUGCAUGCGUCAAAAUCUGGAAUAUUCAGCAUCACUGA